GCUCAGUCGCCCCUCUGUGACCUCUUUCCUCGCCCCCUCCCCCCACUCCUUUCUUUCCAGGUCGUCAGGGCUUGUGCAGGCGAGACUGCUGUGGGCCUGGAGAGUGACCUCCGAGGACACGGCUGACUGCGACUGACCCGGGAGAGGCGUCCAGGGCCGGCCACAGGGGAGACCUGGGGCCACUCCUUUGCCAGGGGGGAGCCGGUGGCCGGUCUGAGCCUUGGGGCAGCUGACGGAGGGGUCCGUAGCCCGCCAAGACUGGCGGUGACACGUCGCAGCCGGGCGGGGCGUUUCCCCUGGGGGGUGGCGCGGGCUGGCCGGCACAUGGCCUCCCAGGCGGUGGCGAAGCGGAAGCGGGUCGUGCUGACGCUGAAGGAGAAGAUGGACAUCUGCGCGCGCCUGGAGAAGGGCGAGAACCGCAAGGCGCUGAUGCAGGAGUACAACGUGGGCAUGUCCACGCUGUACGACAUCAAGGCGCACAAGGCGCAGCUGCUGCGCUUCUUCGCCGGCUCCGACUCGCAGCAGGCGCUGGAGCGCAGGCGCACGCUACACACACCGAAACUGGGGCACUUGGACCGCGUGCUGUACGAGUGGUUCCUGGUGAAGCGGGCCGAGGGCGUGCCCGUCUCAGGUCCCAUGCUCAUCGAGAAGGCGAAGGGCUUCUACGAGCAGAUGCGCCUCACCGAGCCCUGCGUCUUCUCAGGUGGCUGGCUCUGGCGCUUUAAGGCCCGGCACGGCAUCAAGAAGCUGGACGCCGCCUGCGAGAAGCAGGCGGUCAACCGUCAGGCAGCGGAGCAGUUCUGCGGCUUCUUCCAGGGCCUGGUGGCGGAGCACGGGCUGUCCCCUGAGCAGCUGUACGACGCCGAGGAGACGGGGCUCUUGUGGCACUGCCUGUCCCACCCCGCGCCUGAGGGCCACCCCGCGCCCGGCCUCCAGCAGGGCAGGGAUCGGCUGACCGUCCUCUUGUGUGCCAACGCCGCGGGCUCCCACAAGGUCAAGCCCCUGGUGGUGGGCAAGUGCCGCGGCCCCCGGGCGCUCCAGGGUCUCCAGCACCUGCCCGUGGCCUACCGGGCCCAGGGCCACCACGGCUGGGUGGACAAGGAGAUCUUCGCUGACUGGUUCCACCACGUCUUCGUGCCCUCCGUGCACGAGCACUUCCGGACUGUGGGCCUGCCCUCCGACGGCAAAGCCAUCCUGCUGCUGGACAACUCGCAGGCGCACCCGCCCGAGGCCGCACUGGUGUCGGACAACAUCUUCACCAUCUUCCUGCCAGCCGGCGUGGCCUCGCUGAUCCAGCCCAUGCACCAGGGCGUCCGGCGGGCCUUCCUGCGGAGCUUUCUCAGCCCGCCUGCCCCCCUGCAGGACUUCCACCCCCGCUACAGCAUCCAUGACGCUGUGCUCACCGUGGCCUGUGCCUGGGGCGCGGUCCCCAGCGUCCUGCUGCGCCGCGCCUGGAGGAAGCUCUGGCCGGCCGCCGUGUUUGCCGACGGCUGUUCGGAGGAGGACAACGACGAAGUGGCCGGGCGUCCGCAGAGCAAGGCUCUCGCCCACAUCCCAGAGGCCAUCCCGGAGCCCCUGAAGGACAGCCCAGCGCCUGUGGGCGGCGCGGGCCCAAAAUGUGAGGGCGGGGAGUGGGCGGGCGUGGCUCCGCAGCGGGCCCUGGCACUGCGGGGGGGCGGCCAUCGAGCUGGCCUGGCGUUGGGCAGGGAGGCUCCGGGCGCCUGGGAGAAGGCUGCCGCGUGCUUCAAGGGCAUCCUGGACUUCGCCGAGAGGCACCCCUGCUUCAGCCCCCGGGAGCUGGGCCAACUGCGCCUGCUCCACUCCGCCUUCCUGAGGCACAGGCUGGCCCUGGGGAGCGUAGUCAAGACAGAAGGCCCCCACGAGUGCCCCGGGGCGGGCCUGGCUCCUGUGCGCCCCCCUCUGCCGUGCACAUCGGCAGCAGCUCACAGUGACAGCUGA
This is a messenger RNA of Echinops telfairi (small Madagascar hedgehog), 1959 nucleotides long. RefSeq names its product Jrk helix-turn-helix protein (gene JRK). Gene Ontology annotation, molecular function: DNA binding. Bases 325 to 1959 code for a protein of 544 amino acids. The record is from RefSeq and is a predicted model, not a curated record. NCBI's taxonomy places the organism in Eukaryota, Metazoa, Chordata, Mammalia, Afrosoricida, Tenrecidae. Gene Ontology annotation, cellular component: nucleus. The transcript has a single exon.